AUGUCCACAACAUCACUCACAGCAGCAGCAACUACGGUAGUCCCUACGGCUGGUCCAGCCCCUUCAUUAUUCCAUAAUGAGAAGGUGCAGUUAACCGAAGGCGUCCUCUAUGAUGUGUCGGUAGCCUUGCAUAAUAGCACUGUUGCUAAUAUGUUCGCCUUUGCAAGCGACUCCAAGAGGAGUGUGCGCCAUAGCUGCAAGGUAAUGCCCGGAGAUCCCUGGUGGCCCGCGGAUAAGAUUUGGGACAUCUUCGAUAUCUUGCUCGGCGGCAACCUAAUUAAGACCGUGCCCCUGGCAGCCUACUGCUAUCCCGACUGGCCGCAGUACGAUGCCGCUAAGUGCGCAAGUAUUUCGGCUGACUGGCUUAAGUCUGACCUACACAUGGCUGAUUCUACCUCAAUAAUGCUGCCGCUGUAUGAGGGCCGCUCGUGCCUACCACCACCGUAUAGCUAUACUACAAACUGCACGCAGGGCGGCUAUCCAACGUAUGCAGUGAACGUAUCCACCGUUGCUCAGAUUCAGCUAGCGGUCAAUUUUGCCCGUAACUUGAACUUACGGCUAGUGGUUAAGAAUACUGGACAUGAUUUCAAUGGCAAGGCCUCCGGCAAAGGUGCUCUCUCCAUAUGGACGCACUACCUCAAGGAUAAAGAGUAUUUGCCGAACUUUAAGGCGGCCAAUGGCUAUGUCGGGCCAGCGAUUAAGUUUGGCUCAGGUGUCCAAGUCUAUGAGGCUUAUAAGUUUGCUCAGACCCUCGGUCACUCCGUUGUCGGUGGAGAAGGCUUCACCGUCGGUUUAGGUGGUGGCUACACUGCCGGCGGUGGACACUCCCCCCUUUCCAGCCUGUACGGUUUGGCGGCCGAUCAAGUUCUCGCCAUGCAAGUUGUUCUGGCAGAUGGUAGGUUCAUCACUGCCACCUCUACUGAGAACUCGGAAGUUUUCUGGAUGCUUCGCGGUGGGGGUGGUAGCACCAUUGGAGUCGUCACCUCUUUAACAGUGAAGGCUCUACCUCAGUUGGAGACUACUACUGUAACCUUCAAUUUCACGAUCAAAGACACUCCUGGUCCGGAUGCCUUCUGGGCUGCUGUUGGAUUUUACCUCGACAAUUUUGAGACCUUUGUUGAUGCUGGCACCUACGGUUACUUCCACAUCGGUGCGUCGGAGGCCAUGAAUGGUACGAUAUAUGCCGGUGAUACCGACUACUACUUCCGUAUGGCAUCGUUCGUCGCGCCAAACAUGAGUGUUGCCCAGACUGAGGCGCUCUUGGCUCCAUGGUUUGAUGCUCUCAACGGUCUGGAUAUCUCAUACACCCCGUGGUACAACCACGCGGAUAACUUCCAUGAUCCCUGGGCAGUGGCCUUCCCCAAAGAACUCAUUGGAACUGAUGUGGCCAAGACUGCUUCUCGCCUGCUCCCCCGUAGUGUCUUCCAGAGCGAUGAUCUCCGCAACCAAACCUUGGCCGCCUACAGGGACGCUGUCAAUCAGGGCCUUUUCCUUGCCGGCUUCCACAUAAGCGGCACCGGCAUUGCCGUUGGGCCCCCCACAGACAAUUCCGUGCUCCCCGCAUGGCGCGAUGCCCUGUCUCAUACUAUUGUCGGUUCUCAGUGGAAUACUACCUCCUCCUGGGAUGUGGUAAAGAGCUCCUCGCUCUUCGUGACCAAGUGGAUGGAUAUUCUACGUAAGAUUGCCCCAGGCUCAGGCGCUUACAUGAGUGAGGCCGAUCUCCUCGAGCCGAACCUCCAAGAAGCCUUUCACGGAGUCAACUACCCUCGUCUCUACGCCCUCAAGCAGAAAUAUGACCCUACGGGUCUUUUCUUUGCCUUAACUGCCGUUGGUGCUGAGGAUUGGGAGGUCCAGACUGUUGACCCGCUGCCUUACUCGUGGAACAACAAUGGGCGACUCUGCCUCAAAGCAAUGAAAGUCGGAUAA
Penicillium griseofulvum is the source of this 1926-nucleotide messenger RNA. Its product is annotated as FAD-binding oxidoreductase. Gene Ontology annotation, molecular function: oxidoreductase activity; FAD binding. The transcript has 5 exons. Bases 1 to 1926 code for a protein of 641 amino acids. The record is from RefSeq and is a predicted model, not a curated record. Lineage: Eukaryota; Fungi; Ascomycota; Eurotiomycetes; Eurotiales; Aspergillaceae.